This is a messenger RNA of Pieris brassicae (large cabbage white), 3500 nucleotides long. RefSeq names its product protein N-terminal glutamine amidohydrolase (gene tun). Gene Ontology annotation, cellular component: cytosol; nucleus. Bases 518 to 1165 code for a protein of 215 amino acids. Gene Ontology annotation, molecular function: protein-N-terminal asparagine amidohydrolase activity; protein-N-terminal glutamine amidohydrolase activity. Lineage: Eukaryota; Metazoa; Arthropoda; Insecta; Lepidoptera; Pieridae. The transcript has 5 exons. The record is from RefSeq and is a predicted model, not a curated record.
UGCACAGAAAAAAUACGGUUGACACCACAACAUUAUUGUACUAAGAAGUAAUCUGUGAUCAAUGAUCUGCUGGUGAACUGUUGAUAUCUGGACUCCUAAUAAUGCCCAUAUUCUAGAAUAUUAAUCGAACUUAAAUAUAGUUUCAAGUGCUUUUCAACCAUCUAUUCUGUAUGAAGUUUAACAUACUAUGCUAAAGACCAGUGACUUGAGAUACGAAUUGCAAUAUAGGAUCUUAGAUUAUACACGAGACUUCUAUAGAUAGUACUCAGAAAUGUGAUUGUUCUUAUUCUAUUACGAAGCCGUGUUACAAAAGAAGGAGAACAAAGAUUUCUAUUUUAGAAGCUUUUUUUAAUAUCACAGUUUACAAUUUACUUUUAAAAAGAAAAUCUAUAUAUUAUAUAUACUUAUGACAUAUUGACAGCCGACAGUGAAUAGUAAAAACAGUGUGAAAUGCAAACCGAAUAGCUAGGACAGCAUAGUGCACUCAAAAAGAAAACUUGGAAAGUAAAAAUUUAAAAUGUCGUUCAGCCAAGUUCAACUACCCAAUAUUGAUACAAAGAAAAGUGAUAAAAAUUUAAAGCUUUUGUUUCCAAAGCAAGCAGAAUGUUCUUAUGUGUCGUGUUAUUGUGAAGAAAAUGUCUGGAAGCUCUGUCAGGAUGUAUCGUUAAGAGUUCCAGAAGAAUUGGAUCGAUGUUUUGUGGUAUUCAUAUCGAAUCCCUGUCGCACUGUGCCUUUGUGGAAACAAAGGGCUGGGCGCGAAGAAGAUCGCCUCGUCAUUUGGGAUUACCAUGUCAUAUUCUUAUACUCAAUCGACUUGAAGUCAUGUUUGGUUUAUGACUUAGAUUCUGAGCUUCCAUUCCCAACAUUCUUCCAUAAAUAUGUUACAGAAACAUUUCGUACUGAUCAAGUUCUAAAAUCUGAUUUCCACAGGUUCUUUAGAGUUGUACCAGGUAAAUAUUUCUUACAGCAUUUUUCAUCUGAUAGACGUCAUAUGAAGAGACCUGAUGGUUCCUGGAUUAAACCACCACCACCAUAUUCUGCCAUAUCUGCAUCAGCAUCUUCUCACAACUUAGAUGAGUACAUUAACAUGGAUGCUGAUAUUGGUCCUGGCCAAGUUUUUAAUCUUACUGAAUUUGUUCAAAGAUUCUAUAAGAUAGAAAAGUGAGGAUAUAUUUAGAAAAUGGUAAUUAUGUUAACUUAUACAAGAUUUACUUGGUUAUAGUAUUAUUAUGAUAUUUUUAUUCAGUUAUCAAAUUGAAUUAAUGUUUAAGCGUUGUAUUUAAAUUAUACUGUAGAAUUUUUUACCAAGUACAUUUACUCUCAGUUUUCAUCAUAGGCUUUUUAAGACUAUACCAGUUAUUAUAAAAAUGUUAUAAUACAACUAAAGUUUUCAAAAUUUAUUAAUGGCAGCACCAAAUAACACAGUAUGAGAUUUUGUGCACAGACAGUGUUAAUUCUAAAUUAUACAGGAUUUGACAUAAUAAAACAGUUGAUUAGAAUUUGUGUAGCUUUUGCAGUAGGUAAUUUUGAUGGCAUUCACAUGGCCUCUAAAUCUGUUGGAUCAACUAGAGGGGAAUUCGUUAAUAAUGUAUUAUAUUGUAAUACAAUUAUUCGUAGGCCUAGCUUGAUUCCUAAAGGUAUCUAUUACAGCAAUUGAUGUAUAAUAUAAAUAUCAAAUUAUUAAAAUAUUUAUAUGCUUAAUUAAAAUGCAUUUUAUAGAGCAAGCAACCUUCAGUAAGUAUGAAUUACUAUUUCACGUUUUACUAUUUUAUAUUUAUACUAUUAUUUAUAUUUUACGGAAAGCGAUAAGAUAUAAAAUUCUGUUUUUAAUGUAUGUUGAAUUUAAUUAUUAACAAAAAUUACAUGCCAGUUGAAAAAAAAAUCAUAAAAUGUAUAAUGCGGCUUACCUGUUUCGUGUCGUCAGUAAUUUUCGAUACGUAUCACAUUGCGUGUGAAUAAUAUGUAAGCUAAAAGUUGCGGUUAACUGUAAUUAAAUAAUUAUGCUUUAAACUAAAAAUGUUAAUACCUAGAUUUUUGUAUUGAUCGCCCCAAUUUUUUUAACUAGGUAGGCUGUCUUGCUUAAAUUCAUAUUGAAGGCUAAUACUGUCUGUUAUAAGAUUUAAUUUAUUUGAAAUAAUAUUGUCUUCUAUAAUUAAUAAAUAAUAAGUCAUUAGAGGUGUUGUUUAACAAGAUCGCGUUGUAGCUUUUGUAUGUUGUUAAAAUUUGCUCUACAAGUGUGCGAUUUUCAUAAGGUUGUCAAAUUUUAAGACCUCCAAAAGGCAAAUUACAUACUGUGUAACAGUCUAUACCAAAUAAUAGCAUUUAACCUUUAUUUAAAUUUUUAUAUUUAUUUUUUUUAUUUUAUGUAAUAAUAUUCCUACACAAGCUUUCUGAGAUUGCAUGCUUGUAGUUCGUCUAUUUAAUAAUUUAUAGUAAGUUUUAUACACUCUUUUUAUCCUUCCCUAGCACCCUUAGCAUUAUUAUAUCGUAAUGUUAAAUAUACAAAGAUUAUUGCAUUUAAUUUUUUAUAUAAUUAAACUUAUCAUUAUCUUGAGCUUAUAACUGGAUAUAUUUUACUAUAAAGUUUGAAUUACAAGAUAUUGUAUAAUCAGAACCUUUAUAUUAUCAGACCCUUAUAAACAGAACCUACAGAACAUACAAAUUUAUUUAGAUUUUAUCCAGAACAUAUAGGUUAACAAGUUUUUAAAUAAAGGGAAUGAUUACCCAGUAUUUAUAAAAAAAUAACUAUAUUUUUCACAUAUUUUAUAAACUUAACACUUAUCACAUACUAUAUACACCUACAGCCAAGUUUAGGUACAUUAUGAAUUUUUAUGACAAAUGGCAAAUAUAAAUAAGUUAUUAUAAACAUUUUCACAAUAUUACUGGAUAAAUAAAUUUAUUAAUUGUUGUUUAAAAAAUACUAGUCAAUUUAGAAUCUAAUAUUAAAUUUAAUGUUUUUGAAAUUCUGUUAAACACUUACUUUAAAUAUUUAUGUAAAAGUAAUUUUUAUAAUAGGUCUAUCUUAUGAUAAUCGAUUUUACUAUUUCUACUUAUAAUAAUCUUGUAUGAUAACGCAUGUAAAAUAAGUAUUUUGAUGUCUUGAACACUUACUCUCAUACCUUGCUUGCUCAUGUUUUAUAUGCGUUAUUUUACCAUAAAUCCUUUAUCUUAGUAGAAAGUUGUAUAAUCAGGCGUAGCUGGAUUAAUUAUGGGACCAAUGUAACAAGAAUGUAAACACAGUAUGAGGAUUGCAAAGGGGCUAUGGUUUCCCACUGGUUACGCCUUAAUCUAGUUCUUAUAUCACUUAAUUAUUUAGAUUAACACUCAAUCGAUACCUUCCUUCUACGCCUUUACAUUUAAUCUAUUGACUGACAAGCCUGAGUGAUAAUGUGCUUGUGCUUUAUGUACUAUGUUAUGUUUUUUUAUUUAAAAGUUAUUAUUAAAGUGGUAAAUAAAAUAGUUCUUUAAUAAUAACUUAAGUAAAUAAAACACCAAAUAUG